UUCCCUGAGCCAUUUGAAGUAAACCGACAGUUGUACCAUAACAUUUUUGAGCGUGAAACGCGCAGGCGGUGGGACGACUUCCAUAUUUCAAAUUUGUCCCUUUUGUCAGACAACCAGACGAAUUGGAGUUUCAUCAGAUUGGGGAGUUCGGAGGUCAAAGGAACUGUUUGUUGGUUUUGAUCCAAAAAGCUUGGAGUUUGAAGCGUUUUGUUUGUUGGAAUCAGCAAACUUGGCUGAGUAGCCGGUGAGACGGGAAGAGGGUUGUGUGAGGGGAGUCUUGAUUUUCAUCUACAUGAUCAGACGGAUGACGUGGUCCACUAAACAACUUAGAAUAUUUUUUCCAAUUUCACGAAGGGAAUUCCACACUUGAUAGAGUUCGGGAGAUUUUCGAACAAGAAAGCAAGGUAGUUAGUACUCAUGAUGUCAGUCUCUGCCGAAUACAAGCCAUGCAAAAUUCUUCACGUCUCUGUACGAAAAAAUGUGACUUUUACAGUUUUUCAGGACCACAAAUUUGCAAAUUUGCAGCGUCGCUUCAACAAACAGAUUCAGAAUUGUUUUCUCCAUCUGGUCACGAGGGAAAUUUUGGUAGUAAUGCCUGACUAGGACGACUCUCACUCCAGCCGAAAUCGAGUAGGUCAGAUGGGAUAAAAAAACGUUUUUCUCGUUUUACAACCUUGCAUUUGUAGAAAAUUUCAGAUCUGCCCACCUACCUCUUUAAUGAGGUGCUGUUUGCAUGGUUAAAGCCACAUGAGUACAAGUAGCAGAAGAUUGUUUCACAAAAAACACCAAGGCUUGUGGAAUAGUGAGAGAACAGACACAAGGAUAUGGAGCCAGAGGCAACUAUGGCAGCUACCUGCAGCACUCAUGAGGAGUCAAGCACGAAAGAAGAUCAUCAUCGUCUGAUUCUAAGUCCGGCGUCACGCUUGUUCCAUUCCCCGCGGUUCAACUGUUACAUCGUUAUUAUCAUGGGACUCAAGACGAGGAUCGAUUCAAACGUUGUCAAAAAUGGUUUGAAAGUCUUGCACAAUCAUCCGCGCUUCUCUUGCAGGCUGUUGAUAAUUUACAGUUUUCUCUUGUAUAAGGAUGACAGAGGCGGAAAGAAGAGAUGGAUUCAAGUUUCGGUAAAUCAAGAAGACCAUGUUUUUGUUCCAACCUUGAAUUCAAAAAUAGAACAUCCGGAGGAAUUUGUAGAAAACUACAUUUCCAACCUUACGGCAUCACCUCUUGACCUUUCCAAGCCGUUGUGGGAGGUACAUCUCCUCAACGUCAAAACCUCGAACGCAGAAGGGCUUGCAGUGAUCCGGAUGCACCACUCUAUGGGAGAUGGCGCGUCUCUCAUGUCCCUUUUGCUAGCAUGUACUAGAAAAACAACCGACCCGAAUGAACUGCCUAGUGUUCCCACCCAGGAACGGGCGGAUUCCUCAAGUGAUCUGGGCUGGUUCUGGCGUUUCAUGUUGGCUAUUUGGUAUGGUAUCACACUGAUAGCGAACACUUUGGUCGAUAUAAUGUUGUUUAUAGCAACACUUCUAUUUUUGCAAGACACAGAAACUCCUAUCAAAGGUUCAUCUGAUGUUCAUCUAACCACUAAACGCUUCUUGCAUCGGACUGUCAGUAUGAAUCACAUAAAGCAAACGAAGAAUGCGAUGGGCACGACUGUCAAUGAUGUUGUAUUGGGAGUGGCACAAGCGGGUCUCUCGCGCUAUUUGAAUCACAGAUACACAGGCCAAAAUGUGCAAGAUAUAGGAACAAAGCAGAAAGGGAGUUAUCUUCCGAAAAAUAUACACGUUAGAGCUAACAUUCUCGUUAAUUUAAGACCAACUGUUGGGAUCCAGGAUCUGGCUGAUAUGAUGGCUAAGAAGUCCAAGGUCAGGUGGGGUAAUUGGAUAGGUUAUAUCCUUAUCCCCUUCACCAUUGCUCUACAAGAUGACCCGUUGGAUUAUGUUCGCGGAGCCAAAGCUGUCAUUGAUCGGAAAAAACAUUCCCUCGAAGCUUUCUUCACACACCUGACUGCCAAUCUCGUAAUCAAAAUAAUAGGAGCUAAGGCAGCCGGAGUUAUAGCACACAGAAUUAUUUCUCAUUCUACGUUCUCAUUCUCAAACUUGGUUGGUCCCCUGGAAGAAAUUAGUUUUUACGGCCAUCAAAUAACUUUCAUGUCUCCUCAUGUUUACGGGCAUCCUCACGCAUUGCAUAUGCAUUGGCAAAGCUACGCGGAUGAAAUGACAGUUUGCUUAACUGUUGAUCCGAAUGUAAUACCUGAUCCUGAGAAGUUGUUGGACGAUUUAGAGGAAUCGCUUAAACUCAUUAGUCACGCUGUCAUGGAAAGAGGGCUCGCCGUGGAAGUUGUCUAGCGCGAAAGGUGGUGUGCAGUUUGUUGUGAACAGAGAGCAGAGUCAGUAGAUGAUCUAAGCUUUCUAUUAUGCGCAUGGUGGAGUAUUGACUUUCUGAGGUGCUUAUGGACGUAAGUGUAAGCACAGCUCAAACAGCUACAUGUGAAAUGUGCUUCUCCUUGCUAUUGUAAGCCGGGUAGUUGGCUCAACUUAGGUGUGAUGUUUGUCUUUUUUUAGUUAGUUGAUUUGAGCAGUCAAUCUUGUGUUGGGGAGAAUCGUUGAUUCGCUUAGAGUCACUGUAAUAUCUCAGUUGCUCGAAAAUGUUCAUCUCCUUUUGUUGAAUGCUUUGGCUGGAUGUAGUAAAGGAGAGCUUUGAUCUGUUAUAUGUAAAACCAUUACACAGUGAAAUGAAACCUGAAUUUCUUCCCUUCA
This is a messenger RNA of Pyrus x bretschneideri (Chinese white pear), 2759 nucleotides long. Its product is annotated as wax ester synthase/diacylglycerol acyltransferase 11. Gene Ontology annotation, biological process: triglyceride biosynthetic process. Gene Ontology annotation, cellular component: plasma membrane. Gene Ontology annotation, molecular function: diacylglycerol O-acyltransferase activity; long-chain-alcohol O-fatty-acyltransferase activity. The transcript has 8 exons. NCBI's taxonomy places the organism in Eukaryota, Viridiplantae, Streptophyta, Magnoliopsida, Rosales, Rosaceae. Bases 825 to 2348 code for a protein of 507 amino acids. The record is from RefSeq and is a predicted model, not a curated record.